GUCAAAUUGAGGGUUUCCUUAUACUCAUUGGUGUAUCCAAGGUGUGAAAUGGUACACCUAGAUAGGUACUACUGACAGUACCUGAUACCUCGGGGAUUUUUCUCCGACUCGGGGUUGUCUCUGAAUCUCCGAGCUUUUUUUUUGUUGAGAACAAUAUACGCUGCCUAAUACCAUAUUAGCCCCCUUCGAAUAUUUAUAAGAAGCCGUUGGAAUGAGAAUUUUACUUUAUUAUAUUUUCUUCUAUUUUUCCACUUGAUAUCCCCCAAGUUGUGACACCGUACCUCCAAAACCACAAUGCUCCGAUCACUUCUCGCCCUCAGCGGCCUCCAACGCGAAAACUACAUCUUCCCCACUGUCGACGCUGAAAAGGAUGGCCCAGAUUGCAAGAAAGAUUGCGCCGACUGUACAGUGCAGUUCCCCUCCAAAGUGAAGAUUGAAUCGUCGCUACCACUGUACGGACAUAUCAAGGAGUUUCACACCCAUGUCUUGGUGGCGACAGGGAAAUCAGACUGGAAGGAGCACGUUGAAAACGAGAAGGGAAGCUUGAUGGAAGCCUUUCAUGACAAUUCCUCCAAAUCUAAGCAUGGGCGCAUGAUGAUCUCCGCGUCGAAUCUCAACCCCCCCCCCCAAGAGAGCGACGACAACGACAACAACAACACCCAGGGAACAACGAUCCUACUUCUCCCAUCCUUUAAAUUUGUCGACUCCAUUCAACCCACUGACGUUCCCACGGUGAUCGACCAUUUCAUUGAUGCGCCUCUCUCGCGCGGCUCCCAGAAGAAAACCAACCAGUUACCAAACUCCCAGGUGACAAGUCGACCCUGUGAAUAUGACUACGUGGUGCUUCUUUGCUCGCAUAAACGGCGCGACGCUCGGUGCGGCCUCACAGCUCCCCUGAUCAAGCGCGAGCUCGAACGGCAUCUUCGGCCGUUAGGGCUGUACCGGGACGCGGACGACGAGCGGCCCGGCGGAGCAGGCAUUUUCUUUGUCUCGCAUGUCGGCGGGCAUAAAUUUUCAGCGAAUGUGUUGAUUUAUCGGAAGAAGGAGCAGCAGAUGAUCUGGUUGGCGAGAGUGCGGCCCGAACAUUGCGCAGGGAUCGUUACCUAUACGCUUUUGCAAGGGAAAGUGGUGCAUCCCGACUUUCAGUUGAGAGGGGGGUUUGAUCGACUGAAAGGGUUGACUAGUUGGUGAUAUGAUAUCAUUUACUAUUAAAUACCUAUUAG
Molecule: messenger RNA, 1223 nt
Organism: Aspergillus ochraceoroseus IBT 24754
Lineage: Eukaryota; Fungi; Ascomycota; Eurotiomycetes; Eurotiales; Aspergillaceae
Product: sucrase/ferredoxin-like domain-containing protein
Exons: 2
Coding region: 295-1191 (298 amino acids)
Source: RefSeq, a predicted model, not a curated record